This is a messenger RNA of Lemur catta (Ring-tailed lemur), 1850 nucleotides long. It is a transcript of the gene FN3KRP, whose product is annotated as fructosamine 3 kinase related protein. The transcript has 7 exons. Bases 246 to 1025 code for a protein of 259 amino acids. The record is from RefSeq and is a predicted model, not a curated record. NCBI's taxonomy places the organism in Eukaryota, Metazoa, Chordata, Mammalia, Primates, Lemuridae.
GGGGGCGGGUGCAUCAGCCAGGGCCAGAGUUACGACACGGACAGAGGACGAGUGUUCGUGAAAGUGAAUUCCAAGGCGGAGAAAUGAAUCCCACUUUCCAUGAAGUGGGGUAAUCUCACUCUGAAACACUGCUGUACUCUCAAGACCAGCCUUCAACUGUGUGUUCUACAGCGAUCAGCUACACGUCAUCGUGUACAUUAAUUUUACAGGAAUUUGGCAGCUGUCUGUCCUUGAAGGCCAAAAGAAUGUUUGAAGGGGAGAUGGCAAGCCUAACUGCCAUCCUAAGCACAGGCACGGUGAGGGUGCCCAAGCCCAUCAAGGUCCUGGACGCGCCCAGCGGCGGGAGCAUGCUGGUGAUGGAGCAUGUGGACAUGCGGUAUCUGAGCAGUUACGCUGCACAGCUCGGGGCCCAGCUGGCAGAUCUACACCUCGACAACAAGAAGCUUGGAGAGUCGCUCCUGAAGGAGGCCGGCACAGUGGGGAGAGGAGGCGGGCACACGGAACGGCCCUUCGUGGAGCGGUUUGGGUUUGACGUGGUGACAUGCUGCGGAUACCUUCCCCAGGUGAACGACUGGCAGCAGGACUGGGUCGAGUUCUACGCCCGGCAGCGCAUUCAGCCCCAGAUGGACAUGGUGGAGAAGGGGUCUGGGGACAGGGAGGCCCUGCAGCUGUGGUCCGCCCUGCAGCUGAAGAUCCCUGACCUGUUCCGGGGUCUGGAGAUCGUCCCAGCCUUACUCCACGGAGACCUCUGGGGAGGAAACGUCGCGGAAGACUCCUCUGGGCCUGUCGUCUUUGAUCCAGCUUCGUUCUAUGGCCACUCGGAGUAUGAGCUGGCGAUAGCCGGCAUGUUUGGGGGCUUCGGCAGCUCCUUUUACAGCGCCUACCACAGCAGGGUCCCCAAGGCCCCAGGGUUCGAGAAGCGCCUGCACCUGUAUCAGCUCUUCCACUACUUGAACCACUGGAACCAUUUUGGAUCGGGCUAUCGAGGCUCCUCCCUGAGCAUCAUGAGGAAACUUGUCACAUGAGCCGCCUUCCCCUGGAGGGGGCCUCUCUCUGGGGGGCGUCUGGGCCCUGAGUUCCGCCCAGAGAGCCCAUGGCCCUCCUGUCCCUCCACAGCCUCUUCACGUGGCUGGAGUAGCUUGAGACCAACGCAGUCCCUUAUUCCCAAGCCGUGUAAAGUACGUAACACGCCAGAGGAAAGGUUUUGUCGUCCUAAAGUUGUAAACUUUAUCAGACUUGUAGCCAGCGAGCGCUGCUCCAGGGAGGCAUGAACAGAGAGACCUGUGAGGUGUGGGUGGCGCUGGGCCUCGCAGGUGCCCCAGAGGUGGAGCAGCCGUGAGCCAUCUCAGGGGUGAGCAGGGUGUCACCAGUGUGCCCGGGCACUGUGCUCUGGGGACCACUUUCCGCCUCCUGCCCACUCUCGUGUGCAGGGACGACUCUGAGCUGUGCCCGGUGAUGCUGCCUGCUGGCUGAGACUCGCGUCUGGACGCGAAACCACCUUCCUGGAAGCUUCUGUAAUGACCAGUUCCAAACUGGAGCGCGUUCCCUCUGCUCUCCGCGUCACCUCUGGCCCCUGCCACGGGCUGAGCAGUCUGUGAACCAAUCCUGGAGGGACCAAGCUGACAGCUCGCGGUGUCCUGGGGGGAAUGUAGGAGCCUCGAUCGCUCCUGUUGCGACCCCACCUUGUGUGCUGUUUCCAGAGCUUGCUCCGCUGUCCUCCCUUUGCAGCCUACGAAUAAACUAGUGUCUCCUCCCUCAGUGUUGCAGCGAUGAGAGAGAUUCAUGAUGGCAUUGAGGCUAACAUGUCCUUUUGCAUAAAAAUUUGAAUAAACUUUGAGUGGUUUCAAUAA